CGGUUAUGCAGCCGUCUUGAAUUUUCUUUCAUCAGCAGGCGGAUUAGAAGAGCAGACGUGCAGAUGUUGGUACCUGUGAAAAUAAUUGUUCUCCUUCUCUCUUAGAAAAACUGCAGAUUUAAGUUUCACAUCUUAGACCCCGAGGUUACGUCCACCUUUUAACUACAGUCUGUGUGUGUCAGCGGUGCUGCUUCACAAAAUUCACAGCUUUGUGUCUUUGCUAAAGUGAAGUGAGUGGUUGUACUGCUUUUACCGGGAGGAGGUGAAGCUCGGCCGAGUGGCCAUGUCGCUGUCAGCUGACCUGACCUGCCUGCAGGGCAGCAGAGGCGCCGAGCGCGAGGCGGCACUGGCCACGCUGGAGAAACAGCUGAUCUGCCCCAUCUGCCUGGAGAUCUUCAACAAACCCGUCGUCAUCCUGCCGUGCGAGCACAACCUGUGCAGGAAGUGUGCCAACGAGCUCUACCAGCCGUCUCUGUUCCACGCUCGGACCACCAUGUUGGUGAACAGCGGCCGUUUCCGCUGUCCGUCCUGCAGACAAGAAGUGGUGCUGGACCGCCACGGCGUCUACGGCCUUCAGCGAAACCUGCUGGUGGAGAACAUCAUCGACAUCUACAAAGAGGAAAUCAACAGCACCAGGCCCCUCCCUCCGCCUUCACCUCCACCUCCUGCUCAUACAACAUGCUCCGACCAUGAGGGAGAAAAGGUGAACAUCUACUGCCUCACCUGUCAGGUUCCCACCUGCUCGCUCUGCAAAGUCUUCGGGGCCCAUCAGUCCUGUGAGGUGGCUCCUCUGAGCGCCAUCUACCAGCAGCAGAAGGACCAGCUGAGCGAAGGCGUCGCCUCUCUGAGGGCGUUCAGCGACAAAGUCCAGACUCUGAUCAGUGAGCUGGAGGAGACCUGCAGACACAUAGAGGAGAACUGCAGCACUCAGAAACAGAGCGUGUGCGAGAAGUUCAACCGCAUGUUCUCCAUCCUGGAGGAAAGACAGAAGGCGAUGACGCAGCGAAUCAUCUCUGAGCAGGAGGAGAAGACGGGCCACGGACGGGCGCUGGUGCGUUGCUAUGGUGAUAGCAUGGCAGUCAACAGCAGGCUGGCGGAGAGCGCUGCGAGCAGCAUGGAGGAGCCCAACAUGGCCGCCUUUGUUCAGGGUUCAGCAGAGAUGAUCACAAAGGUGAAGGCGGCGAGCGCCUCAGGUCCGUCUGAGACGCUGAGACCAGGUUACGAGCGCCUGAGUCUUUACAGGUUUAACUUCAGCGAGCAGGAGAGGGCGCUGAAGAGCAUCGACUUCAUCAAAGUGGUGGAGGAUGUUCCUGAAGAACCACAGCUGGAUCCAGAGCCAGGAGAACCCAAAGAACCUUUGAUCCAGAACACAGAACCAAACGGCAACCAGGAGGCCGCAGAGGAGGUUUCGCAGUGGGACACUCCUGAGCUGGACUCGGGUCACAUCACGGAGGAAGAGGAGGAAGCAGCGGCGGAUCCAGUUAAAGAGGGUGGCGAACGGCAGGAGGGAAUGAGCACACAGCAGGCUGUCACGCUGUUCUUCUACCUGCUCGCCCUCCUGGUUAUCCUGCAGAGGGCGUGGGCUUACGUCAGCUGCUUCAUUUGCACAUAAACGCCACACGGAGCUGCAUGAACAUCACUGCUGCACAGCUCAGGUGGAGACCCACGGCCCUCGCCUCGCUGCCUCCACCGCCUCCACCUCCGCCUCAUCUGCCCAGUUUUUCUCCUGGCUGAGCCCCGCCCACAACAAGAGUUAGGCGGGGAUGGGGGGGUCGUUA
Oreochromis aureus is the source of this 1778-nucleotide messenger RNA. RefSeq names its product tripartite motif containing 101 (gene trim101). Gene Ontology annotation, molecular function: zinc ion binding. Bases 284 to 1612 code for a protein of 442 amino acids. Lineage: Eukaryota; Metazoa; Chordata; Actinopteri; Cichliformes; Cichlidae. The transcript is spliced from 11 exons. The record is from RefSeq and is a predicted model, not a curated record.